Molecule: messenger RNA, 2036 nt
Organism: Vicia villosa (hairy vetch)
Lineage: Eukaryota; Viridiplantae; Streptophyta; Magnoliopsida; Fabales; Fabaceae
Exons: 6
Coding region: 61-1329 (422 amino acids)
Biological process (GO): rRNA base methylation
Molecular function (GO): rRNA (cytosine-N4-)-methyltransferase activity
Source: RefSeq, a predicted model, not a curated record
CAAAUAGUAUUACUAGUACUACCUCAGAGCGAGUUAGGUCUGAAGCAAAGAACACAAAAAAUGGCAACGGUUUCAAAGAUAUCGUCACUCUUAUCACUAUCCAAACCUAAACUCAUUCACCACACCAAUUCCUUUCUUUUCCCCUCUUCAAUUCUCAGAACCCUCAGCAGCAGCAGCAGCAACAUCGCCACGAGAAUCACAAAGAAGAAGACAGAAGCAGCACUUGCCAAGGAAAAGAGACGAACGCGUUCCGACAAAGAACUCGACAAGGACACAAUUAUUGAGCUUUACAACAACAACUCUCAUCUUCAUAUUCCUGUUAUGCUUUCUGAAGUCUUGGAUGUCUUCUCAAAUUGCACCUUAAACUCUUUCGUUGAUUGUACUCUUGGUGCUGCUGGCCACUCCACCAAUGUGAUUAGAGGGCAUCCAGAGUUGAAGUAUUUUGUUGGGAUUGAUGUGGAUCCUGUAGCAAGUGAUGUAGCUCAAUCGCGGAUCAGUUCAGUUUUGGACGAAAGUGAGUCUAAUGUGAAAGUGUUUACUAUGUUAAAGAAUUUUAGACACAUCAAAUCUGUGCUUAGAGGAACAGGCGAGGAACAAUUGGGGGUUGCGUCUAUUGAUGGCAUCUUGAUGGACCUCGGAAUGUCAUCUAUGCAGGUGGAUGAUCCUCAAAGAGGAUUCAGCGUGCUUGGUGAUGGACCCCUUGAUAUGCGUAUGGAUCCUCAGGCAAGCCUCAAAGCAGAAGACAUACUAAAUUCUUGGCCAGAUACUGAAGUGGGACGUAUCCUAAGGGACUAUGGGGAAGAAAGUAACUGGCGCACUCUGGUGAAGAAAAUUGUCCAGACCCGUUUAGAAGGUGGAUUACAUUCCACUACUGACUUGCUGGAUCUUAUUAAGCACGUGACUCCUCCUAUGAAAAAUGGAAGGCAAGGUUGGAUAAAGACAGCAACCCGAGUAUUUCAAGCAUUGAGAAUCGCGGUCAAUGAUGAACUGAAGACUCUUGAGGAUUCUCUCUAUUCUUGUUUUGACUGCCUUGCACCUGGGGGCAGGCUUGCUGUCAUAUCCUUUCACAGCUUGGAGGACAGAAUUGUGAAGCAAACAUUUCUUAAUAUAAUUAAAGGGAACGAAGACACGGUCGAAGGGGAAAGCUGCAAUAGUGAUCUGAGGAAGAUGAUUGACGAAAUCAAAGAAAAAGAAGCAUGGAUAAAACAAGUAAUGCAUGGAUCAAAUGGUAUAGUUCUCACUAAAAGACCAAUCACGCCAUCAGAAGAAGAGGAGGAAUUGAACCGCCGAAGUAGAAGUGCAAAGCUAAGGGUUAUUCAGAAGCUUUGAAAAUAAAGUUUGAGAUUACUAUUUUGGAGCUCUUAGAAAUAUCUGUAUUCAUAAAUUUGUCUGUACCUUUGAUGUCCUAUAUAUUCAUAAAUUUAGAAUUGUACUCAACUUUUCAUUAGUAGGGAAAAAAGGUUUAAUUGUGUGAAUUACCUAUUUUUAGUUUUUGGGUUAAAUAUAUUUUAAUUUCAAUCAAAUUACCAAAGUUUACUUUCUGUUGAAGACUUUUACUAAUAUUUUAAAUGUUAGGAAAAUAUAAUUAAAAGUAUAUAUAUUUUUAAACUAAAUAUAUACUGAGUUAAUAGCUUUAACUAAAAGUUUUGUAAGUUAAUUUUAAAGAAACUAAAAAGUACUAUUUUUUUUAUGAAGACCAAUUUUGUUGUUGAUAAUUUUAUAACUAAAAAUAUAUUUAAUUAUAACUUCUUUUUGGGCUUUCACAAAAUUCCUUAACCUUGUUACAGACUCACAGGGUGGUGCAAAGAGUAAUGUUUGAUAUUAUAUUGUUUGUUAUCACAAGUGAGAAUAGAAUAUCCUUUUCAGUGGCAUUUAUUUCAACCAAUUUCCUUUCCUGUUCUUUUCUUCCAACUACCAACUUCUUUACCAGACAGAUUCAUUAAUAAAUGGCAAAAUCAAUUCUUCUGUGCAACAAAUGGUAUGGAAAUGGACAAUACUUCUGGGCCACACAUUCCUUCCACAAUUUCACCCAAAGG